Pseudocercospora fijiensis CIRAD86 is the source of this 1851-nucleotide messenger RNA. RefSeq lists its product as uncharacterized. The transcript has 5 exons. The record is from RefSeq and is a predicted model, not a curated record. Gene Ontology annotation, molecular function: guanyl-nucleotide exchange factor activity. Gene Ontology annotation, biological process: regulation of GTPase activity. Gene Ontology annotation, cellular component: cytoplasm. NCBI's taxonomy places the organism in Eukaryota, Fungi, Ascomycota, Dothideomycetes, Mycosphaerellales, Mycosphaerellaceae. The annotation marks the transcript as partial.
AAGCAGUCUUCGUCUCCAUCGAAGCCGAAGCGGCAUUCUGCGCAUCGCAAGUCAGACUCUCAGAACUCUUCGCUGAGAUUUAUCACUUCUGUGCGCUCGGCAACAGCAACUGUAGCCAGCGCCAGUAUCGCGACCAUCUCUCGGCAGUGGCGACGCGGUCAUCAAAGGAGCAGUCUUCUCUCAGGCUCCGACCCUCGGCCGUCUGUCGAUAGUGUACGCUCUGUCAUGGACGAGGCUGCAAGACAGAGAGCGAGGAAAAGGCGAGAAAAGCUGGAAGAGCUCAUCCGGACAGAAGAGAGCUAUGUGGCAGACGUGAAGGCAUUGUCUAACGUUUCGCGCAGUCCUCGCCACUAUUCGUCAAGCCCGCAGACCAUCGGUGCCGUUGCAGAGAUCUUCGCGAACCAUCUGCACCGCUUCGCCGUAUAUGAAGAAUAUGGCGCAAACUACGAAAUAGUUCAAAGAGAUGUGGAAGACAGCCAGCGCAACGUUUCCAACUGGUUCGAGUACGACAAAGCCAUCGAGGCCAUCUCGGCGCAUAUCAACCCACUACGUAGUCGAGAAGCAAACCAGAGGAAGGCUAUGACUGUCAAGGACCUAUUGAUCAAGCCAAUUCAGCGGAUCCCUCGAUACGAACUGCUCUUUGCGGAUCUUGCAAACCUGACGCCGGUUUGCGACGAUCCGAAUGCCCACGCCACGAUCGAAGACCUACGCGUCCGUCUGGGAGAAGUAUGUCAGCAAGUCAACGCUGCUAAAAAGACACCUCCAACCAGAGUCCGAGCGAAGGCGACCACGUGGUUGAUCGGAGAACGUCUCGCCUUCUCGAGCCAAAUACCAAGGUCAAUGUUUCUGAAAUUGCUCGGACCGGUUUCACUUUGCGGCUGCCUCUACAUCGCGUACCGUAGUCGGGAGCGGAUCAAAGGUCGCUACGUAAUCUGCAUUUUGUUCGACACGCAUCUCGUCCUUGCUUCAGCGGAUGAUGACCAUCCGACUUACCAUAUGUUGGCCUGCAUUAUGCUAGCGCACGCCACGUUGGAAGAGACUGAUAAUCAAAAAGGCUUGCAGUGCCACACCGCUCCUCACUCAUGGAAAGUGGUCUUUGAGUCUUCUGGCAAAAUGUAUGAACUCAUUAUGUCGGCCUGCUCAGCCGUAGAGGCAGCUGCCUGGCGUGACCACAUUUGCGCUGGCAUUGAUAGACAAUCGCAGGCCGAGAUUGAAAAUGGAACGAAUGCCCUACCGCUGAGCUGUCCUCUCGCAGGAGAGAUGAGAAGUGUCGGCAAAGCACUGGGGAAACCGAGCAGUUUCGUCCGAAAAAUGUCGCGGGCAGCGACUGUUGGGCCAUGCUCAGACAUGAAUCAGGUCAUAAUCAAGAACACGCAGGCGGUGAAAGAGGUGCAAGAGAAUGGUUCGCAGACAUCUCUACAUAUACCUCGAUCUCAGUCUGUUCAGAGUCCGGUCCACAUACAGACAUUGGCACCUCGACGAGGAGAUCGACUCAGACUUGAAACUAUCCUGUCGGAUGUCUGGUCGAAAGAUGCUCUACCCUAUCCUGGGAUGAUGCGUCGCUCGGAUCCGAUUCGAGCUUCAGCGAACCAUGUAAUACGGAAAUUCAGCAUGGCCAGCAUUACCAGUAACUUCUCGUCGUCAAAGCGAACUCCAAGCUAUACCAGUGUGAACUCGGGACGUAAAGAAGACAUGGCUCCCUCCCGAGCAUCACGAAGCAGUCAACACGACAGCUUUACCACGGCGACCUCCAGGCAUACUCGACCACUUCCUGUGAGCUUCCACACUGCACCAGACCAAUUCCUGCCUGCGGACUUCGAGAUCCAAGACCCUGCAAAGUCGAACAAGAAG